Molecule: messenger RNA, 612 nt
Organism: Helobdella robusta
Lineage: Eukaryota; Metazoa; Annelida; Clitellata; Rhynchobdellida; Glossiphoniidae
Exons: 4
Coding region: 1-612 (203 amino acids)
Biological process (GO): Golgi organization; intracellular protein transport; endoplasmic reticulum to Golgi vesicle-mediated transport
Cellular component (GO): Golgi apparatus; endoplasmic reticulum; endoplasmic reticulum-Golgi intermediate compartment
Source: RefSeq, a predicted model, not a curated record
AUGUUUAUAAUAAUUUUUUUAAUUUGUUUCGUUUCGUUUUGUACCGGUGAAGAACUCACAUUUGAACUGCCGGAUAAUGAGAAAAUGUGUUUCUACGAGGAGGCCAAUGAUAAAGUUGAAUGUGUGCUAGAGUAUCAGGUAAUUACCGGAGGAAAUUACGAUGUUGACGUGGAGUUGACAUCAGCAGAUGGGAGAUCUUUGUAUAAAGAGGUGAAGCGUCAGUAUGAUUCAUUCCACUUCACCACACACAUGAAGGGAGAGAACAGGUUCUGUUUCAGUAACGAGUUCUCCAGCUUCAUACACAAAUUGGUGUACUUUGAUUACAAGUGUGGAUCUGAUGAGGACCCCAUUAAAGAAGCUCUGGACCAGGGAGCCACCCACCACAAGGCUCUCACUCAGAUGGAAUCUUCCAGCAUAGUCAUACAUGAGAACCUCAAAAGUGUCAUUGAUUAUCAAACACAUCACAGACUGAAAGAAGCACAAGGUGAAGAGUUUGCAGAGAAUUUGAAUGAAAGGGUUCACUAUUGGUCAGCGGGUCAGGCUGCUGUUAUCUUGUUGGUCGGAAUUGGGCAAAUCAUUGUUCUCAGAAGUUUCUUUACUGAUAAAAGAUGA